UACCCAUAUCAACCACUUCUGUCCGAAAAUCACAUCCGCCUCCUUCUCCUUGAGCCACUCGCUCCAUCCUCCACCCAAAAGUCUCAACCCAUCUGUGCCACCCUACACCAAGUUGAGCUCGAUUCAAAAAGUUUGAGUACUCGACCAUACAAAGCCCUGUCAUACGAGUGGGUAGUUCGCAACGAGCAAAGUGGGCAUGAAUGGCGGGUCCACGAAGAACAAAAUGAGGUUAACCCGACCAUCCUCCUAGAUGGCCAUAUCGUUCACAUCGGCGAGAACCUUUACAACGCACUCGGAAGUAUAAGACGCUUGAAGGGCGCGAUAGGUGGAUCGGAUCUUUGGUUAUGGGUAGAUGCGCUAUGUAUCAACCAGGGCGACGUACAGGAAAGGGGCCAUCAGGUGCGGUUGAUGAAACGCAUUUACGAAACCGCAGAAAUGGUGCUUGUGUGGUUAGGAAUGGGGAACGACCUGACCCAUUUGGCGACAAAAGUAUUGAACCUGGAGGCGGAUGAGUUGCAAGACCGUGUCGCCAUGGAAAGGCUGGAGCGCGAUGAGCUGCAUGGGAUCCAACAGAUCUGCGAGAUGGGGUACUGGCGCCGAGUAUGGAUUCUGCAGGAGGUUGUGCUGGCGAGGAAUUACAUGGUCAUCUGCAACCAAGACUUCGUGACGAUGGACAAAUUUCAAAGAGCACUGGCCCUGCUGUGCAAGCACACCUGGAAGACGAAGUUGAGAGAGUUUGUUCUUUGGCUGCCGGAGAGUCCGGCGCAAGAGAUCAUGGCUUUGAGGAGUUCGAGAGGGACCUCAUCAUCACUCAUUCAGUGGGUGAGAAUAUGUGUGCGAUGCCGAUUCGGGGCAACGGAGCCAAGAGAUCAUGUAUACGCACUCUUGGGAAUCUCGGACGACUGUGAAGGAAAGAUCGAGCCGGACUAUUCGCGAUCGGUGAGGAAGGUCUAUUCUUCGGCCAUUGCA
Molecule: messenger RNA, 969 nt
Organism: Neurospora tetrasperma FGSC 2508
Lineage: Eukaryota; Fungi; Ascomycota; Sordariomycetes; Sordariales; Sordariaceae
Exons: 1
Source: RefSeq, a predicted model, not a curated record